AUGACGCGUGGCUGCCAACCCUCCAGCCGUGCCCUCACCCCCCUCCUACUGGCCGUGCUUCUGGGAGGUGCAUCCCAGGCCACCGAGAUUGUGGGCGGACGGCCUUCGGAGCCUCACUCGCGGCCCUACAUGGCAUCAUUGCAGUUUCGGGGGGUCUCUGGUGCCCACUUCUGUGGAGGCACCUUGAUCCACCCAAGGUUCGUGCUGACAGCUGCCCACUGCCUACAGAACACGGACCCCACCCAGGUGAAUGUAGUGCUGGGGGCCCACGACCUGCGGACCCCUGAGCCUACCCAACAGCAGUUCAUGGUCUCGCGUCUGUUUGAGAACAACUACAACCCACAGGAGAAGCUCAAUGAUGUGCUCCUUCUGCAGCUGGACCGCCCAGCCAUCCUCAACGCCCAGGUGGCGGUGGCCCCGCUGCCGAGACAGGAUCAGCUGCUACCCCAGGGUACACAGUGCCUGGCCAUGGGCUGGGGCCGCCUGGGAACCCACCUGCCAACGCCCCGAGUCCUGCAAGAGCUCAACGUCACUGUGGUCACCUUCCUGUGCCGGCCACACAACGUGUGCACGAUCGUUCCCCGCCGCAGAGCUGGCAUCUGCUUCGGGGACUCUGGAGGCCCCUUGAUCUGUGAUGGCGUCCUUCAGGCUGUGGACUCCUUUGUGAUCCGGGAAUGUGCCACCCGCCAGUACCCUGACUUUUUUGCCCGGGUCUCCCUCUAUGUGAACUGGAUCCGCUCGGUGCUGGCUAUGCAGAGUGGAGGCGAGGGUAGCCCCUGA
This is a messenger RNA of Trichechus manatus latirostris (Florida manatee), 780 nucleotides long. RefSeq names its product proteinase 3 (gene PRTN3). Gene Ontology annotation, biological process: proteolysis. Gene Ontology annotation, molecular function: serine-type endopeptidase activity. The coding region runs from base 1 to 780 and encodes 259 amino acids. The record is from RefSeq and is a predicted model, not a curated record. The transcript is spliced from 5 exons. NCBI's taxonomy places the organism in Eukaryota, Metazoa, Chordata, Mammalia, Sirenia, Trichechidae.